ACGAACAGGCCCACCUUUGUUGAAGACUUGAAACGCCUACGGUCCUCCGCACAAGUCCAAAGUCCCAAGACGACAAAUCUUUUACCUCUUUCAGACUCGUCCACUGUCAGCACCCCAACCUCAUCUACCCUCCGUCCGAAAUCGCCUCGAGCUACUUGCUGGCCCUAGCAUCUUUCCCUUGGUGAUUAAGCUUUUCGGCCCAUCCACCUUUAGAGGCUUAGCAAAUCCCGCUUUUUGACGCGACACCUGAACAACCAGAGGUCACGCCUGCUGAGGAAACUCGAAACACAUAAACUUGCUGAUCCCCUCGUUGGACGCACACUGAUCGUCCUCUCCACGUUCUGUGAAGCCAUCUCCAGCGUUGAUCCUUAAACCAUCGACACGCGCUGUGAGCCUCGUUUCUCUACCAACCACUCGACAUCAACAACAUCAGUCUUUGUUUCCUCGUUUCAUCCUCUCAAACCUUCUCUCUCCCCCCUCUAUACCUCUAUUCACAAUGGCAAUGGCUGUCGACAACCGCCAACAGGUCACUGGCCUGUCUUACGACCACAUGCGCUACCCCGCGCCGCACUUCACCAACCCUUGGGUCUCUGGUCCCGCCCCGAGCCACCACCUUUAUGCUACCUCGUUGCCGCAACCUUCGAUGGUCAGCGAUCCCGGUGCACAUCACUUGGUGGCGAGAGCCCCCAGCGUUAACGUGUCGAUGCCCAUGCACUCAAGUGCCAUGCCGGCUCCUACUCUGGCUUCAGACGGUCUCAGUGCUCCUCGUCCCUAUGGUUCGACCUAUGUUACCUCUGGUCCCUCCUCCGGGGCCAUGUAUGCUCCCACCUCUGCGCCCUCAUAUGCCCGCGAGUACUCCAACAGCAGCCCCUACGCUGCCUACCACCAGGACCGUCGCUCUUCGCACCCGUCAGUAGCAUCGAACAGUUUCCUUGGAAACCCCAUACUCGCACAGAAGCACCGCCAGAGCAGUUUAAUUGACGUCAACAGGCUGAACGCCGCUUCUACCGAGGCUGAGCGCAACAGCUUCAGUGAUGCACUGGAUGCCAGCAGAGGCAUGGUCGCCAUGAGCCAGGACAUUACUCCUAGAAACAUCUAUGGCAACCAGGGCUCGAGCAGAAGCUCGUCCGACUCAUAUGGCUUCCCCUCUACACACUCAGCCCACUCCUCCAUCUCCUCCGCCAGCACCUACCCCUCAUCAUACUACGGCUCUGUUAGCGAGGCUUCAUAUGGCGACUACAGCUCAGCGAGCGAGUCUGUCGACACCUCAUCUCGCACGUUGCCCCGCCCCACCGGUCUGUCUGGCAACGUCGCCCUCCCUCCUGCACCUCAGUCCAUGAUGGGCCAAUUCAGCUCAAAGGUUUCAUCGAGCUCGCAGAAGAAGCACAAGUGCAAGAUCUGCGACAAGCGCUUCACCCGCCCCAGCUCGCUCCAAACCCAUAUGUAUAGCCACACUGGCGAGAAGCCAUUUGCAUGCGACGUUGAGGGAUGUGGUCGUCACUUCUCAGUCGUGUCCAACCUUAGACGCCACCGCAAGGUGCACAAGGGCGAAGACUCCCACGCCUCUCCGGAUGACGAGUAAGCACGCAGUAUCACUGCUUGCGGCUGACUCAGGCCUCGUCGACAUUCCCGAUUAACCACUUCUGAUUCUUGAUCACACGCCUUGUAUCAUGUGUAUUAUUAUAUUGUCUGGCUAUCACCGCCAUGACAUGUCCGAUUCCAGCGACAUCAGAAUACGCUGGCGGAUUCACGCGCCUUCGUAAUCUUCGGGAGCCCUUUUUCUACUUUGUCCAACCUGGAGUUUGGAUCAUGAACCUCUUUUACCGGAACUCUAAUAACUUUCAUCGUCAAUCGCUACACUUUCUACUUGAUACCCAUGGAUUUGGAGAUGGCUUUUUGUGUUUUACACUCUGGGCGUACAUGGCGCAACAUCAUUCUGUUUUCUUUGUUGUUUUUCAAGACUGGCGGUAUUCUCUGUACUAUAUAAACGAGGCAUUACUACUGCACGAGAUGUGGUGUAUGCCCAAAAGCUACUACGGAAUAUGAACUUGCAAUUAUUCAAUCAAGUACCCAUCCCG
Messenger RNA from Aureobasidium pullulans EXF-150, 2078 nucleotides. RefSeq lists its product as uncharacterized. Gene Ontology annotation, cellular component: nucleus. NCBI's taxonomy places the organism in Eukaryota, Fungi, Ascomycota, Dothideomycetes, Dothideales, Saccotheciaceae. Gene Ontology annotation, biological process: regulation of transcription by RNA polymerase II. The coding region runs from base 497 to 1582 and encodes 361 amino acids. The transcript is spliced from 3 exons. The record is from RefSeq and is a predicted model, not a curated record. Gene Ontology annotation, molecular function: DNA-binding transcription factor activity, RNA polymerase II-specific; RNA polymerase II cis-regulatory region sequence-specific DNA binding.